AUGCCGUUCUCGACCGACUCCUCGGCACAGCCGCCGGUGCCCAUCUCCAUCACGAUAUGCGGCGACGGGGGGUGCGGUAAAUCCUCCAUCACGUUGCGCCUGGUGCGCUCGCAGUGGACCUCGGAGUACGACCCGACGAUCGAGGACAGCUACAGCAUCACGCGGCGGAUCGACGGCGCGAGCUACCACCUGAGCCUGACCGACACGGCCGGCCAGGAGGAGUACCGCGGCAUGUGGGCGUCCUCGAACCUCGGCGCCGACGCCUUCCUGCUCGUCUACGACAUCACCGCCGCCGACAGCCUGGACGCCCUGGGCUACUUCAACGACCUCAUCGACAUGGAGGCCGAGACGCGGCUCGACAACGCCAGCAGGGCGCAGAAGGCCGGCCUGUCGCCCAGCGGGGCGGGCGGCGAGGGCAACAGGAUGAUACCGCCCGUCAAGAUCGUCGCCGGGAACAAAUGCGACCUGCAGGAGUCCAGACAUGUGCCGGCGUCACAGGGCCUGGACUGGGCGCGGAAACGCGGCUGUGGCUUCAUGGAGACGAGUGCCAGGCUGGAGGUCAAUAUCGAAGAAACGUUUGCAUUGAUAGUGCGGAGAGUGGUCGAGGCUCGGAGACUCGCCGAGAUGGGUGUCCUGAAUACGGCAGAAAUGGACCGAAGAGGAGUCACCAAGCCGUUGACGCCAUUGGGAAGCGAAAAGGAUAACGAUAAUGAGAAGAGGGACAUGGGUGCAAGAGGACCACGAGCGGGCCAAAACGAUCAAAUGGGUAAAGGGAAGAGCGGGUUCUGGAAGAGCCUGAGGUGUUGGUAA
This is a messenger RNA of Truncatella angustata, 810 nucleotides long. RefSeq names its product ras small GTPase, ras subfamily. Lineage: Eukaryota; Fungi; Ascomycota; Sordariomycetes; Amphisphaeriales; Sporocadaceae. The record is from RefSeq and is a predicted model, not a curated record. The transcript has a single exon. Bases 1 to 810 code for a protein of 269 amino acids. Gene Ontology annotation, molecular function: GTPase activity; GDP binding; GTP binding. Gene Ontology annotation, cellular component: plasma membrane. Gene Ontology annotation, biological process: signal transduction.